Amphiprion ocellaris (clown anemonefish) is the source of this 2762-nucleotide messenger RNA. RefSeq names its product zinc finger protein 271-like. Bases 165 to 2696 code for a protein of 843 amino acids. The transcript has 3 exons. Gene Ontology annotation, biological process: regulation of transcription by RNA polymerase II. The record is from RefSeq and is a predicted model, not a curated record. Gene Ontology annotation, molecular function: RNA polymerase II cis-regulatory region sequence-specific DNA binding; DNA-binding transcription factor activity. Lineage: Eukaryota; Metazoa; Chordata; Actinopteri; Pomacentridae.
AUCGGUCUCCCUGUUUGAGUCUCUGUCAGCUCCAAUAAAACGUUUAUCGAUCAGCUCUGACAGAAAUGUGACGUGCGGCGACCGGCCGUGACGCGUUCUGCGCAGGCGCGGCUCCUCCGUCCGAGCCUCCGGUUAGUUUUAAAGAAGAGCAGCAGAGCGACACCAUGAACCAAGUGGAUUCUGUCCAGCAGCAGCGGACUGGAAGUGUGUGUUUGGAGGAGAAAGUGCAGAAGAAACGCCUCCAUCAUCCGCAGGACGUCGUUCUGAAGCAAACCUCCGAUGUCCAGCAGCUGUUGGUGAUUAAAGAAGAAACUCCCGAUGAAUGGAGCCCUAAUCUGGACCAACAGAACCCAGAGACGUUCCACGUAAAGGAGGAACAGGAGGAACUGUGCACCAGCCAGGAGGAGACUGAUAGGUUAACAUUCACUGCUGUUUCUGUGAAGAGUGAAGAUGAUGAAGAGAAACCUCAGUCCUCACAGCUUCAUCACAGCAAAUAUCAGGCAGAACCUCCAACUAGCAAUUCAGCUAAGCAGAUGAAAACAGAAAGUGAUGGAAAGGACUGUGGAGGACCAGAACUAGACGGAAAACCUGACACAAAUAGUCAUAUACAACCAAAUACUGAUGGAAAGUCUACUGACUAUUCAGAGAUUAUUGAUAAUGAUGAUGAGGAGGAGGAAGAGGAGCUGGAGGAAGAUGAUUGGCAGGAACCUUUGUCAGAUUUUGGACCUGAAACUGAAGAUGGUGACACUGGGGUGUUUCGGUCAGGUGUGAAUACCAAUGUGGGAUCUAACGGUGACAAAAAGACCUUUGGCUGCUCUGAGUGUGGUAAACAGUUCCUCCACAAGCGUUCUCUUUGGAGACACAUGAAAUGUCGUUUGGGAAAAACUUUGUCCGGCUGUUCAGUUUAUAGGAAGUAUUUGGAAGUGAGGCAAAAUGCUGAUUCAUAUGUCAGAGAUCACACAGGAAAGAAACUGUACGAGUGUGAUUUUUGUGGACAGAGAUUUACACGGCAAUAUAAUCUGAACAGGCACAAAAGAGUCCACACGGGAGAGAAACCAUUUUUUUGUCAAGUUUGUAGUAAAACCUUUUCGCGACCGGAGGAUCUGAAGCCUCACAUGCGAGCCCACACAGGAGAGAAACCAUUCAAAUGCUCCGUUUGUGGCAAAGGAUUUAGCCACAAAUUCCACAUGAAGAGACACAUGAGCGUCCACUCAGGAGAGAAAGCAGUUAAUGGUGGUAAAAAAUGUACAUCUCAGGAAAGUCUGGAGAGACACGUGGAGGUUGUUGGUCUGUCUCUUAACUCCCCACCAGCUACAGCUAAACCAGAAGAAAAACUGGACACUGAAUGCCCUGGUUCCCAUCAGUCACAGGAGGAUAUCAACCAAACAGCUGUGUUGCCUGCAGAUGUCCAGCAGCUGUUGGUGGUUAAGGAGGAAGUUUCCCAUGAAUGUGGCCCUGAUCUGGACCAGGAGGACCCAGAGAGCCUCCACAUAAAGGAGGAACAGGAGGAACUGUGGACUAGUCAAGAGGGAGAGCAGCUAAAUGACCAGGAGGAGACUGAUAUCUCCAGUUUCCCAUUCACUGCUGUACCUGUGAAGAGUGAAGAUGAUGAAGAGAAACCUCAGUCCUCACAGCUUCAUCAGAGCCAAAAUGAAGACAACAAAGAGGAAGAGCCUCCAACUAGCAGCUCAGCUACACUGAUGAAAACAGAAGGUUAUGGAGAGGACUAUGGAGGACCAGAACCGGUCAGGAGCACAGUUCCAAAUGGUCAUUUAGAACGAAAUACUGAUGAAAAGGACUCUUCUGAGACUGACGUCAGUGAUGAUGAUGAGGAUGAUAUGCAGGAACUUGUAUCAGAUUCUGGAGUUGCAACUGAGGACAAUGAAAAUAGUGACUGGACACCUGUGGCAGGUGCAAAUACUUUGAAGUCUCUUCAAAACAAGCGGUCUCUUCAGAGACACGGGACAUGUUUAGUUAAGAAGAAGUGUUUCCAAGUAAAGCAAAACGUAGAUUCAGUGCUGAAAAACCACACAGGAGAGAAAUCUUUUGACUGUGGUGUUUUUGUAAAACAAAUUAGACACCAGUAUAGUUUUAAAUCACACAUCAGAAAUCAUACAGGCAAGAAACAGUUUGUUUGUGGUAUUUGUAGUGAAACCUUUACACAACAGAAAAAUCUGAAGCGACACAUGAGGGUACACACAGGUGAGAAACCAUACAGUUGUCAUGUUUGUGCUAAAAGAUUUACACAACAGGGGGUUCUGAAGAGACAUUUGAGAGUCCACUCAGGAGAAAAGCCAUUUGGUUGUGAUUUUUGUGGCAAAAGGUUUACUCAGCAGGGAGUUGUGAAGAGACAUAUGAGGGUCCACACUGGAGAGAAACCAUACAGUUGUGAUCUGUGUGGGAAAAAAUUUGUACAUCACCAUGAUCUCAAGAUACACAUCAGAGCUCACUCAGGGGAGAAACAGUUCAAUUGUGGUGUUUGUGGAACAAGAUUUACUCAACACGGAAGUUUGAAGAGGCACAUGAGAAUCCACACAGGAGAGAAACCAUUUGUUUGUAAUGUUUGCGGUAAAGCAUUUACACAACAAGGGAGUUUGAAUAGACACUUGCGAAAUCACACAGGGGUAGAAGCUGUGCAUGUGCCCACAGCUUCGUCAUUAGAGAAUGAAUCUGGCACUGAAGUCAGAAUUUUAUGAAAGGUUGAAAGGAUUUUUGUCUUUGUUAUUUUUGUUAAUCAUAAUUAAACAACUGUUGCUGUGCAA